Messenger RNA from Poecilia reticulata (guppy), 4169 nucleotides. It is a transcript of the gene smarcad1a, whose product is annotated as SNF2 related chromatin remodeling ATPase with DExD box 1a. NCBI's taxonomy places the organism in Eukaryota, Metazoa, Chordata, Actinopteri, Cyprinodontiformes, Poeciliidae. Gene Ontology annotation, molecular function: ubiquitin binding; ATP binding. The record is from RefSeq and is a predicted model, not a curated record.
CUUCUAGCUGCCUGACUUAGCGGGAAACCGGCUUUUCGCCUUGUGGAGCACAGAUUAUUCAAGUAUUGAUUUUUUUUUUUGUUGUGGGUUUUUUUUUUUAUGAAGUUCGCUCCUUAUAAUUUGGUUUUAAAGCGCUACGGUCAAAAACAGAGCAGUGACAAAGCUCAAAACUCACCGCCUGCGCUCAAUUUUCUUCCUGGCCCGUACGCUAACACCUGACGCUAGUUAGCUGGAUCGUCGCGUUAGCUAACGGGGACGUAGAUGAUGAUGCGCUAGACACAACAGAGAACAUACUGGCUGAGUAAAAGUAGACAAAGGGCUACCGCUUUCCGUCACAGACAUAUAAGACUACCUGAAAUGAGUAUGUUCAAUCUAGACCGCUUUCGAUUCGAGAAGAAGGGAGCCAACAAAGAUCCAGGUUGCGUGUCCAAAAGUCCGGAUUCUGAAAAGGAGAACAAGCCAGCUCAGAUGAAAUCAUUUAAAGCCACGGCAAAGUCCCACGCACGAGGUGUGGUUUUUGAAGAAGUCAUUACCAUAGAUUUGGAGGAAGAUGAUGUCAUGGCCGAGCCAAACACAAAAAUACAAAUUCCCACAAAGAACAAAAGCUCAGUUCAGAAGCUACCAAAAGAUAUAGCACCACUUCAUACAGAUGACGAGGAUGAGGAGAUGGAUGAGAAGAUAAACAAACUACUGGAAUUGUUUCCUCAACUACCAAGAACUGAAGCUGUAGAGGUCUGUGGGAGUACGAGCACGUUGGAGGGCGCUGUAGCUGUCUGCCUUUUAAGAUUUGGGGACAAAGAAGCUCCAAAUGAUGGCAAGAAGCGAAAGCAGGAUGGAUCCAGCUGUUCUCAGGACAGUGGUGAUAUUCAACCGAGUAAAAAACGGAAACCGUCUUUGGUCUCUGAUGAAGAGGGCGAAGGGGAAGAACCAAGCUGGGAAAAGCAGGAGGCCAUGGUGAAAAAACUCCAGAAACGGUUUCCGGACCAGGACAAGGAGGAGUUGAGGAUGGUGCUUCAGGAGCACAACUGGGAUGUGGAAGAAGCUCUGCAGGUUCUUCAGAUGUUCUCAGAAUCAGAUAAUAGUAGCACCAGCUUGGUUAUUCCAAAAGAGCAGAAAUCAAAGGGCAAAGCUGAAUCAACCAGGAAUUACUCAGAGGAUAACAGUGAAUCAGAUAGGAUGAGUACAGAUACAGAAAACAGUUCUACCGACUCUGAUAAUUCAGAAAAGCCAAAACCAAAAAGGAAACAAAGGUCAAUCAGAGAUUACAAAGACUCAAAUGUUCAGAAGUCUACUAAAAGAAAAAGAGAAGCACAUCAUGAGGAUCCUAAAGACCAUAGAGACGUUGAUAAAGCAAAUGGGAACAGCACAGAUAAUACAAAGGACAGUGAAGACGAGUCGGAGCCGGAGGACUCAAAAGCCUCCAAACUCAAUGCUAACAUUCAUACUAUGCACUCAGAGAUUGCGUUUUUAUCAUGCUCUCGUAUGCGAACCUCUACCUCAUCCACCUCAAAGGCUUCACCUUCCUCCUCGGCCUCCCAGGUUUUGUCCAAGUUUUCUAGCGACACGGGACUCGCAAAGAAGCAGGCGGCGGAGAGAAAGAAGAAGGCACGAGCUGCUGAAGAACAAAUCAGUUCUGAUGAUGAUGAAGAGGACGUAGUAACAAGCGAGUUUGAGGACUCUGACGACGAGCUGGAGAGCAUCAAUGUCAAGAAGGAUGUGAAAGAUGAAAUACUUGCGUUUUUCCAGGAUGCUUCAAUAGACGAACUGUCGCUGAUUUCUGGCUGUUCUGUUAAAAAGGCCCAGAGGAUCGUGGAACUGAGACCCUUUGACAGCUGGGAAUCCCUGUGGGAUGUCUUCCACAAGGGAAACGGACUCUCAGAUGAUUUGAUGCACGGCUGCAAGGUCGUCCUCAAAGAAAGGAAGGUUAUCCUUGGACUCAUGUCUAAAUGUCGGACCAUUUCCACAAAAAUGGUGAAACAGGUCACAGAGGUGAUGGGGAGUGGGACUGGCUCCACAAAACAGCCCAGUUUACUUAACAGCCAGUUGCAGCUCAAACCGUAUCAGCUGAUUGGUCUAAAGUGGCUUAUGCUUCUGAAUGAACACAAACUGAGUGGCAUCCUUGCUGAUGAAAUGGGUUUGGGGAAAACCAUCCAGGCUAUAGCAUUUCUUGCUCAGCUGUAUGAGAACGGAAUAGAAGGUCCUCAUCUCAUCACUGUGCCUUCCUCCACCCUGGAUAACUGGGUUAGAGAGCUGAGGCUGUGGUGUCCAGCUCUUGAAGUUCUUAUUUAUUAUGGAUCUGUGGAAGAGCGACGCUACCUCAAACAUGACAUCCUGAACGGGGAAGUCCAUUUUAACGUGAUUGUGACGACGUAUAACUUGGCCAUAGGGAACGACAGCGAUCGAUCUCUUUUUCGUAAGCUGCCUAUCAAAUAUGCCAUCUUUGAUGAAGGCCACAUGUUAAAGAACAUGAACAGUCUGCGCUACCGCCACCUAAUGGCCAUUAAUGCCGAGCAUCGCCUCCUGCUGACAGGAACUCCCUUGCAAAACAACCUGUUAGAGCUGAUGUCGCUGUUGAAUUUCAUAAUGCCUACCAUGUUCUCCAGCUCCACAAUGCAGCUCUCCAAGAUGUUUUCUAUGAAAUCUCAUGAGGAACAAAGUCGAUUUGAGAGGGAUCGAAUUACUCAAGCCAAACUCAUCAUGAAACCCUUUAUCUUGCGACGAGUCAAAAAUGAGGUUCUCAAGCAGCUUCCGGCCAAAGAAGAAAAGAUCGAGUUCUGCUCCAUGAGCGAGAAACAGCAGGUUCUCUACGAAGCGCUGCUAAAGAAACUAAAGAGCACCACUAAUGGAGAGAAGCGUGAGCUGUGCAAUGUGAUGAUGCAGCUGAGGAAGAUGGCCAACCAUCCUCUUCUUCACAGACAGUACUACACCACAGAAAAGCUUCAGGCUAUGAGCCAACUUAUGCUCAAGGAGCCAACCCACCACGACGCCAGUGCUGCUUUGAUUCAGGAAGAUAUGGAGGUGAUGUCAGAUUUCGAGCUGCAUCGUCUGUGUCAGCAGUAUUCCUCUAUCGGCUCCUUCCAGCUCGACACCAGUCUCCUUCUCGACUCUGGGAAAUUCCUCCACCUAAAAGAGCUGCUGGCCUCUCUAAAAAGCCAGGGAGACAGAGUGGUGCUAUUCAGUCAGUUUACCAUGAUGUUGGACAUUGUGGAAGUUCUCCUGAAACAUCUACAGCAUCGUUACGUCAGACUGGAUGGAUCCACUCCUAUAGCUGACAGGAUUGUUUUGAUUGACGAGUACAACACAGACCCAGACAUAUUCGUGUUCCUGUUAUCGACGCGUGCCGGUGGGCUCGGCAUCAACCUCACCUCUGCCAACGUUGUCAUCCUGCACGACAUCGACUACAAUCCCUACAACGACAAACAGGCAGAGGAUAGAUGUCACCGCGUGGGCCAGACCAGGACUGUACAGGUGAUGAAGCUGAUCAGUAAGGACAGCAUAGAGGACUGCAUCCUGCAGCUCGGACAGAAGAAGCUAAAGUUGGAACAGGACAUGACUGCUGCUGACCAAGAUGAUGAAGGAAGCAUUCCUGAAGAUAUGGCCUCUUUACUCAAAGCCUCUCUGGGAUUGUGAAGAACAUCAGCCUUGACACUCGGCUGAACUGAUGAAGUCUUGUGACUGUAUGCAGGCUGCUGCCAACAAUAUUCUGCCUUGAAACGAGCUGUAGCACGGUAACUGUGCCUAAAUCACAAUUUUACCUGCUCCGUUCUCCCCCCACAUGUGAACUGCCUUUUUGUUUCCAGGCUCUGUACAUGUUUUGCUGCGUCAGCCAGCUGUAGAAGUCAUAAAGGGUUUAGUAUUAAAAGGGAAGCAAAAAAUGAAUCACUUCAUUUCACAUGUCAUGCUCAUAAUUAUUCAUAUAUUUUGGUUUGAGUUUCUGUUUAAAGUACACUUACCAAAAGUUUUAAAAUAGGAUCAUUUUGAAAGCAUGAUGCAUGCAAAAAGUACCUUCAGGUAAGAGACUGAUACUUUCACAAGGCAGCUGUUCAUGUACUGUAUUCGGGGCCAAUGCAUUGUAAAUGUACAGGUGUUACUGUAAAAGUUCUUUCCUAAGUCCUUUGUAUGUUUUAAGGUUCAUGUUUGAACUUACAAUAAACUUUUUUGCAAUAAUC